This is a messenger RNA of Angiostrongylus costaricensis, 1542 nucleotides long. NCBI's taxonomy places the organism in Eukaryota, Metazoa, Nematoda, Chromadorea, Rhabditida, Metastrongylidae. The record is from the annotation of a GenBank genome assembly.
UUAAUUCACAUAGAGAACAUUCCAAUAUUCGUAAAGAAUGUUCUCUAUAGUAGUCACCACACUGAGUUCCUUUCUCUUGUGGAGUCGGAAGAUUUGCGACUACUUUGCUCCAUUGAUAAUCUAUCGGAUACGUCAAUCAGUGAACUGCCGAUAAUUGGCUUGAAGAAUCUGAAAACGUUAACGCUUCAGAAUGUGCCGACAUUGAAGAGAUUGCCACCGGUGUUGAGUUUCACUCAUCUUGAAACCGCACACUUCACCUACGCCCACCACUGUUGCCUAUUCAAGCAUGUCGACAAUGUCAUCGAAGGAGAAAAUGGUCUCUACAAGAAUAAUGCGAAAGAAAUCCACCAUCGAAUUUGUAGACAACGAGAAACGCACAGAUCUCGACGGCAGGUACGUGGUACGCAGUGGUGUUAUGUGUGCGUUGCAGCUUUCGAUCCGUCAGAAAUCGGUGUUACCCGUUGCCUGGACGUGGAAGAGGUGGCCACGGUACAAGGAUUCUACCAUAACAUCACCUGUACACCCCAACCCGAUGCGUUUAACCCUUGUGAAAACAUAGUAGGAUUAUGGAUGCUUCGGAAAGCAAUAUGGCCGGUUUGUACACUUGCCAUCGUUGGCAACGUACUGGUGUGGGUGAUACUUGCGUUGGCAUUCGAGAAGCGAAUGCGUGUUCACUAUCUCUUCAUGAUUAACCUAGCGAUUGCCGAUAUGAUUACAGGGGUCUAUUUGGCCGUACUCGCUGUCCAAGAUGUUCGAACAGGUGAUGAAUAUUACAGGCAUGCCGUCAGCUGGCAAACCGGAUGGGGAUGUAGCAUGGCUGGAUUCUUCGCUGUACUAUCAAGCGAGUUAAGCAUCAUUUCAAUGUUUUUCAUUGCAUUCGAAAUGACUUACAAUACAAGGAACGCUUUCUACGGGCAGCGCUUAAGUUUUCCGGUCGCAUGCGCGAUGAUGGCAGGUGGAUGGGCUUUCGCAUUGAUAAUGGCCACGUUGCCGUUGUUGGAUCUUUCCAGUUACUCCACUUCCAGUAUAUGUCUUCCCUUAAGACUACAUAAUAUUGGUGAUAGGGCUUACAUCAUCUUUUUUUUAUUGUUCAAUCUUCUUGCAUUCGUCGCUAUGGUAUUCUGCUAUGUUCUUUUGAUGUCAAUGUUGAAGGACCCACGAACACCAUCUCGAGCAGAAGAUAACCUAAUCAUUAAAAAAAUGGUCUGGCUGGUUGGAGUGGACUUUCUCUGUUGGUUUCCAACUUUGUUUUUCGGGCUCUCAGCCGCAACGGGUUAUCCGCUGAUUUCUCUAAGUAGCGCCAAAAUUUUACUGGUAUUCUUCUUCCCAAUCAACGCUUCAGCCAAUCCUUUCCUUUACGUGUUUUUUACAAAGGUUAAUUUUUUCGCUUCAAAUAUCGUCAUCGAUGUUUUUAUUCGAAUUUACAAAUCAAAUUUUAGCACACUAUCCAACUUCUAUCACUUGCAACCACCAAAUCGCCGUGAGGAGGUCAGUCAGUUUCAUAGUGUUUUCUACACUUUUUCUGCUGUUCUCGCGAAAUGA